AUGAAGGCAAUCUCUACCAUCCUCUGCCUCGCCCUGCCUCUGCUGGCGAGCGCCGCUCCGGGCCUCCAAAAAAGGACAAUGUGCAACGUCUUCAAUAACGACGGUGCUGUGAAGUGCAGAAGCAAGCCAAACUUUGAUGCUCAUAUAGUCACUACCAUUGGAGACGGAGAUGCUUGGGACUUUUCUUGCUACAAGUCGGGAGAUUGCUAUGAGGGCGUCUGUGCUUAG
Molecule: messenger RNA, 228 nt
Organism: Penicillium cataractarum
Lineage: Eukaryota; Fungi; Ascomycota; Eurotiomycetes; Eurotiales; Aspergillaceae
Exons: 2
Coding region: 1-228 (75 amino acids)
Source: RefSeq, a predicted model, not a curated record